AUGAAGCUCUUUGAUACCCUGAAAUCGGAUCUCAAAACCGAUGUUACUUGGAACCGAGCCGCCCGGCUUGGCGCUUCUGGGGCAAGAUCCCUGCCCUCCGGGACCGUCCAGUAUCUGGCCGACAAAGUCCCCAUCAUCGGCUGGUUGCCAAAAUAUAACCCGCGAUGGCUCGUUAGCGACCUGAUAGCGGGUCUUACGCUGGGUCUUAUGUUGAUUCCGCAAGGCUUGUCCUAUGCCAAGAUUGCAGACAUUCCUGUUGAGUACGGGUUGAUGUCUAGCUGGCUGCCUGCGGUAAUUUACGCCUUUAUGGGGUCAACGAAAGAUGUAUCAACCGGACCAACCUCGCUCAUCGGCUUACUCACGUCUGAGAAUGUGCACGCUCUUCAAGACCGAUGGACCCCAUCCGAGAUCGCAUCCGCAACCGCCUUCAUGAUGGGCAUCUACGGAAUAGUACUGGGAUUCCUCAAGCUUGGAUUCCUGUUGGAGUUUAUCUCCCUCCCAGUGCUCAGCGGCUUCAUCACAGCAAUUGCCAUCACUAUCAUCCUCAACCAGAUGGAUUCUCUCCUGGGAGAAGACAACGUUGGCGAUGGUGCUGCUCGACAAAUCCAUGAUAUUUUCAAUGAGCUACCUAACGCCAACGGAUGGGCAUGUCUCAUUGGAUUUACUGGAAUAUUAUUCCUGACGAUACUGGACAAGUCUGGGAAGAGAUGGGGCAAGAAGAACAGGGUCAUCUGGCUCUUGUCCAUCACUAGGGCUUUCCUCGCACUCGUUCUCUUCACUGGAGUGAGCUAUGCUGUCAACAAGAACCGAGGAGAAGACUUUCUCUUUGAUGUUGUCAAGGUUCAGUCCAAGGGUCAGCAAGCGCCAAGAAUGCCAAGAAAGGAUCUCAUUCCCGAGAUUGCCGGCCGCAGCAUUGCCGUCUUUAUCGGCUCCGCAGUUGAACAUCUCGCUAUUGCUCGAGCUUUUGCCGUCAAGAACCACUACGCGUCAGACCAGAGCCAAGAGCUUUGCUAUCUUGGAGUCACCAACUUCUUCAAUAGCUUCUUCCAUGCUAUGGGUGUUGGCGGUGCCAUGUCUCGGACAGCGGUCAACUCGUCAUGCAAUGUCAAAUCACCACUCUCUGGGGUUGUGACCAUGGCUGUCGUGCUUGUCUGUGUCUAUGAGCUUGUGGGCACUCUCUAUUGGAUCCCUAAAGCGACGUUGGCCGCCAUCAUCAUCACUGCUGUAUGGGGACUUAUUUCUCCUCCAUCGACAUUUUACAGAUACUGGAAGACUUCGCUAGCGGACUUUAUCUCAUCAAUGCUUGCGCUUUGGGUGACACUCUUUGUCUCAAGUGAGGUCGGCAUCGGAUGCGCGGUUGGGUUCAACAUCGUCUAUGUGUUGUUGCGCCAGGUAUUUACACGGCUAUCGUCGACUGGUAGCGAUGUUGAGUCAAGAGCUGGCAACCUCCAGAGACUCGGUGGCGCUUCACCCCACAUUCCUGAAGAUAUGAGGGUAUUCACAUUCAACGAGUCUCUCUUCUUCCCCAACGCCUUUCGCAACACGUCCAAGAUCUUGGAUGACAUUCAGACCUUUCAUGCACCAGUCUACAAUGGGAGUCACGGUCUUGAAACCGAGCGGAACUGGUCUGUGGUGGGCGAGAAGAGAGUGGCGCGUCUCCGCAAACAAGCCGGCAUUGACGGUGUCUCAUCGCUUCCAGAGAUCAGAGUCGUCGUUCUCGACUUUACUCGUGUCAACAUGAUUGACACGACUGCCGUUACUCACUUGCGGAACAUGGUGGCAGCCCUGAAGACGUACGCUGGAGAUGGCCUUGAGAUCCGGUUUGCUGGCAUGAGCUCUCAAUGUCGUGAGCGCUUCGAGAGAGCGAAUUGGCACAUCACCAAGGUAGGAUCUGAUGGAGAGGAUGCCGGGGAUGUUUCUGAGUCUACUUAUCUGUACUGGGAUACUGCGGCCGCAAUAACGGCGCCAAGACGGAGGGACUCGGUUCUCAGUAAUGAAGGCAAAGUGCAUGCGAUGCAUCAGGAGAAGGCAGAUGCUUGA
Molecule: messenger RNA, 2040 nt
Organism: Fusarium vanettenii 77-13-4
Lineage: Eukaryota; Fungi; Ascomycota; Sordariomycetes; Hypocreales; Nectriaceae
Exons: 2
Coding region: 1-2040 (679 amino acids)
Biological process (GO): transmembrane transport
Cellular component (GO): membrane
Molecular function (GO): sulfate transmembrane transporter activity
Source: RefSeq, a predicted model, not a curated record